AUGUCAAACAAUAAUUCAGUGACACCUCAAUUCUUUUGGUUCUUAGGUCAUGUCUCCACAUUAUUCACAACAUUUUCAACAGUGUUAUUUUCAUUUUUUUCACAAUCUUCCUAUAAAAGAUAUUAUAAUUGGGCUUUAUUGUCAAUCAUUUCAACUUAUGUUAUUGUGAUAUCUCAAAUUUUAAAAUCAUCAAAAUCUAAGAUUAGUUUUUUUAAUUUCAAGUCAAAUGAUAAUUUACAAUAUCUAUCAUUAGCAAUUGUCUGGUACUUGGUUUCAAAUCAAAAAAUUAUUAGUGGUGGUCUUUAUCCAUUCUUCAUUUUUUCAUUGUUUCAUGCUUCAAAUUAUUUUAAAAAUUUCAUAUUACCAAUUGCCCCUUUCAUUACAUCUCCAAAGAAAGACCAUUUAUCAAAAGUUAUAAACACUUUAAUUACAACUUAUAAUGAACAAUCAUUAGUUGCUGCUGCUAAUUUAGAAAUAUUUAUCUUGAUCCAAUUAUUAGCAGGCUCUCCAUUCAUUUUAUAUUAUGUUUUGAAAAACUUCACUUUAGCCUUGGUAAACAUUAUUGUUUUAUUACAAUAUGUUACAUUUAUGAAAUUAAGAUACAAACAAUCAAAACAUACCAAAUUAUUAUUUGAUGGUACUUUAUACAAAGCCGAAGCUUAUUUAAAUUCAAGUGCUAUUCCACCUGUUGCUGGUACUUAUUAUCAUCAAUUGAAAGCUCAAGCUACACACUUCAUUGGUUUAAUCCCAGUGUAA
This is a messenger RNA of Hansenula ciferrii, 756 nucleotides long. RefSeq names its product Per33p (gene PER33). The transcript has 2 exons. Gene Ontology annotation, cellular component: endoplasmic reticulum; membrane. Bases 1 to 756 code for a protein of 251 amino acids. NCBI's taxonomy places the organism in Eukaryota, Fungi, Ascomycota, Saccharomycetes, Phaffomycetales, Wickerhamomycetaceae. The record is from RefSeq and is a predicted model, not a curated record. Gene Ontology annotation, biological process: membrane organization; endoplasmic reticulum tubular network organization.